CACCACAGUCAAACCCGACUCGCGACGUGCAGGUCGAGCGCGCCGAUAUUUACAAACAUGGACGUUGUUCGCAUGCUGGAGUCGUAUCGGGGGAGGGACAAAAUCGUCCGCCUCUGUACCUACGCCGCAAUGUUGCUCGGUGACAGCGGCAGGGGGAACAUUCACAAGAAGCUCUUGCUGAUUUCAGCCGAGUUAGGGGGCGCUAGGAUGACCAUGCGGCUGUUUGAUGACCUGUCAAUGCUAUUCUCCAAUCUCAAAUAUGGGACGGGUUCAAAGGAGAAGAACCUCCUGGUGAGGGCGAUGCAGCUGGUAACUAACAUAACCUACCAGAUUUUCUACCCGGUAGAACACAUUUACUGGCUGACCAAUAAAAACAUCCUGACCUCCUUCGUUUCCUGGAAGUGGGUUGUGGGAAGUAUUCUCGCCUGGGCCGUAGCUUUGAUGGCAGACAUUGUCAGGUUGAUAACCAAGAUAGUCACUCUAAAGAAAGAAGUGAAUGAACUUAGAAAACAGCAACUACUACAGUCAUCAGAUGAAAGUGAAGACCAGGUGAGAUCAGAAAGGAAGACAACUGCUAUCAAAGAAAUCCGCGAGAGUUAUCUAAUCUUGAUACAGAACAUGGCAGACUUUGUUAAUGCUAUCAGCUGGCUCCCACCGGGACUGAUCUUAUGGUCUGGGAAAUUGUCCCACUUCCAGAAUGGAAUAUUUGGAAUGAUUUCUUCCUUGAUAAUGCUGUAUAGAGCCUGGCCUGAGAAAGAGAAAACAUCCUAAGUAUUACACAUACUAGUAUGGCAUGUAUGAGAUUUACAUGUAU
Molecule: messenger RNA, 814 nt
Organism: Magallana angulata
Lineage: Eukaryota; Metazoa; Mollusca; Bivalvia; Ostreida; Ostreidae
Product: peroxisomal membrane protein 11C-like
Exons: 4
Coding region: 58-771 (237 amino acids)
Biological process (GO): peroxisome fission
Cellular component (GO): peroxisomal membrane
Source: RefSeq, a predicted model, not a curated record